UCCCGGUUAGUCGACGCCGGUGCGGAUCAGUAUAAUUCCCAUUUGCUGCGAGUUCGCGCGCGGGAGAUCCCAGUGGCUGUCCCUCCCAGUGGCGGCCUCGCGUUAUAAUCAGAUAAAUUGCGGAUCCACGUUCCCGGACGAGCGUGAGAACACUCGGGACGAUAAGGAACGUCGCGCGAGAAGGCAACGUCGUCCCCUCGUUUGGGAUUAUUGUCCGAUAUUGUCGGGCACCGGGCGUCAGGAAAGCUCGUUGCGACCGGUGGAGCCGACAAAGGCGUAAAAACGCCCCGAUUCUCUUCUGGCUGAUAUACGUGCCGUAGCCGCGGUGAAUCGCUUAGGCAAGAUGGCGGAACUGCAGGGCACUCCGGGGGCACAGGACGCCCUGGCUGUGGCGCAGCUCGAGCUCGAGGGGAAUCCAAAUGCCUUGGCGCUGCGAAGGCCAUUCGAUCCGGUGGCGCAUGAUCUCGAUGCAUCCUUCCGCCUGACGCGUUUCGCCGAUCUAAAAGGAUGAGGGUGUAAAGUCCCUCAGGAGAUUCUCGGGAAACUCCUUGAGGGACUGCAGGCUGAUGACGCGUCCGCACAGGAUCACGAGCAUGCCCACUUUAUGCACAUGGCGAUUCCGCGAAUCGGCAUUGGCAUGGAUUCCUCUGUUACGCCGGUAAGACACGGCGGGCUGAGUUUGGUGCAGACCACAGAUUUUUUUUAUCCACUAGUUGACGAUCCUUAUAUGAUGGGUAAAAUCGCGUGCGCGAAUGUCCUCAGCGAUUUAUAUGCAAUGGGUGUCACGGACUGUGACAAUAUGCUGAUGCUGUUGGGAGUUAGCACAAAAAUGACAGAGAAGGAGCGUGAUGUCGUCGUGCCCCUGAUUAUGAGAGGAUUCAAGGAUUCUGCUCUAGAAGCAGGUACUACAGUGACUGGUGGUCAAACGGUUGUGAAUCCUUGGUGCACUAUAGGUGGUGUUGCUACUACUGUUUGCCAGCCAAACGAGUACAUUGUGCCAGAUAACGCUGUUGUGGGAGAUGUUCUGGUCCUAACAAAGCCUCUCGGUACGCAAGUCGCCGUUAAUGCGCAUCAAUGGCUUGAUCAGCCUGACCGUUGGAACAGAAUCAAACUUGUAGUUAGUGAGGAAGAUGUGAGAAAAGGUUAUCAACGUGCAAUGGAUAGUAUGGCCAGAUUGAAUAGGACAGCUGCAAGAUUAAUGCACAAAUAUAAUGCACAUGGAGCCACAGAUGUUACUGGUUUUGGCCUUUUAGGUCAUGCUCAGAAUUUAGCCAAGCAUCAGAAAAAUGAAGUAUCCUUUGUUAUCCAUAAUCUGCCUGUUAUCUCCAAAAUGGCAGCAGUGGCGAAAGCAUGUGGCAACAUGUUUCAGCUAUUGCAGGGUCAUUCGGCUGAGACGAGUGGCGGUUUGCUUAUUUGCCUUCCCCGAGAGCAGGCUGCAGCAUAUUGUAAAGACAUCGAGAAGCAGGAGGGAUAUCAAGCGUGGAUUAUUGGCAUCGUAGAAAAAGGACUUCGCACGGCUAGAAUAAUUGAUAAGCCGCGAGUGAUCGAAGUUCCUGCUAAGGAGAAAGAUGGCGAGCUUUGGUAAAACUAAUAAUAAUAAUAAUAAUGAGAUACUAAUAGUAAAAAGAAAGGCCCAGAAAGACAUUGCGCAUAUGCCUCCUCGAUUACACAUACAUUUAUAUAUUUGGAAAAUAGCACGCACUCGAUGAGCGCUUUUACAGAUGUACAUGUCUAAAAAUAAUUAUUUUCAUAUCUACAUUUCGCGUAUUUUCUUCACUGAUUAAAAAGACCAUAAUUAACUAGUAUUAACAUUUCGAUUAUUAAGUCAUGAAAAAGUUAUUCCAUUAUAUUGCUUAACGAUUCAUUUUUAUUAU
This is a messenger RNA of Camponotus floridanus (Florida carpenter ant), 1874 nucleotides long. It is a transcript of the gene Sps1, whose product is annotated as selenide, water dikinase. Gene Ontology annotation, cellular component: cytoplasm. Gene Ontology annotation, molecular function: ATP binding; selenide, water dikinase activity. The transcript has 6 exons. NCBI's taxonomy places the organism in Eukaryota, Metazoa, Arthropoda, Insecta, Hymenoptera, Formicidae. The record is from RefSeq and is a predicted model, not a curated record. Gene Ontology annotation, biological process: L-selenocysteine biosynthetic process.